Messenger RNA from Engraulis encrasicolus (European anchovy), 3721 nucleotides. RefSeq names its product integrin alpha-9-like. NCBI's taxonomy places the organism in Eukaryota, Metazoa, Chordata, Actinopteri, Clupeiformes, Engraulidae. The record is from RefSeq and is a predicted model, not a curated record. Gene Ontology annotation, cellular component: integrin complex; external side of plasma membrane. Gene Ontology annotation, biological process: cell-cell adhesion; cell adhesion mediated by integrin; integrin-mediated signaling pathway. Gene Ontology annotation, molecular function: integrin binding. The coding region runs from base 1 to 1419 and encodes 472 amino acids. The transcript has 14 exons.
AUGUGGAAAGACGUAAGGGACGUGUUUGCCCCCAUAGCGUUCGAGGUGGCCUACAGUCUGGGGAAGCAUGUGCUGGAGGGGGAGGGGGGCACAGACCGAGACCUCCCCGCCCUCACCCCCGUACUGCGCUGGAAAAAGGGAGACAAGAUCGCCACUCGCAAUGAGACUUGGUUUGAGAAGAACUGUCUGUCGGAGGACUGCGCAGCCGACCUGAGGCUCCAUGGGAAACUACUGCUGUCUGGGGUCCAUGUGCGUCCUCACCUGGCGUUGGGCGGUGUGCGUAACGUGUCUCUCAACCUGACCAUCUCCAACGCCGGAGACGACGCCUACGACACCAACAUCUUCCUCAACUUCUCCAGAGAGGUGCACUACAUCAACUUCUGGCAGAGGGAAGAGAAGGGCAUUUCCUGUGGACUUGUUGAACUGGACUUCCUCAAGUGCAGCGUGGGAUUUCCCUUCAUGCGCGCACACACCAAGUAUCACCUUGCAGUGCUAUUUGACACGAGCCAUCUCUCGGGGGAGAACGAGACCUUGCAGUUUUUAGUCCACACACGGAGUGCAAAUCCAGAGCAUUUGACAGCUGACAACUUCCUGGAGAUCUCGAUCCCGCUGGUGCACGAGGUGGACACCACCAUUACCGGGCUGGUGGAGCCGACAUCGUUUGCGUAUGGAAACUCCAUCGAGGCCUCGCGCUUCACCCAGCUGGAGGACAUGGAGUGCAACUUCCAGCCUAUAAACCUCACCUUCCAGGUUGUGAACAACGGUCCGAGUAGACUACCUGGAUCCAUCGUCGACAUCAGGAUCCCUAACCGCCUGGUGGCCAGCGGGGCUGACAUGUUCCACAUACUGGAUACACAGGUGGCGGAGGGAAGGGGAAACUGCACCCCCCACAGGAACCCCACCCCCUGCACCAUCCCCCAAGACCGAGAGAACAUCUUCCACACCAUCUUCGCCUUCUUCACCAAGUCAGGACGCCGAGUACUGGACUGUGACAGACCGGGGCGAGCAUGUCUAGUGAUCUCGUGCACUCUGGGAUCCCAGCCCAAGGAGGAGGCCAUUAGCAUAGACGUGCGAAUGCUACUGAACACAGAGAUCCUCAAGAGGGACAGCUCCUCGAUGAUCCAGUUUGUGACGAGGGGGAACGUGCGGGUGGACGAGAGGGCCAUGGAGAUACCUCACGGGCAAUCAGAGGAGAUCACGUUGGUGUUUGAGGCCCUCCACAGUCAGGAGCCGCGGGGCUACGUGGUGGGCUGGAUCAUAGCCAUUAGUCUACUGGUCGGCAUCCUCAUCUUCCUCCUGCUCGCCGUGCUACUGUGGAAGAUGGGCUUCUUCCGUCGGCGCUACCGUGAGAUCAUUGAGGCAGAGAAGAGCAGGAAGGACAGUGACGAGAGCUGGGACUGGGUGCAGAAGAGCCAGUGAUAGGCUGAUUGGCACCGGGGGCGGGAGGACGACACCGGGAGCCAAUGAGCUCGAGCAUUGGAGCCGAAUGGACCAAUGAGCUGCUGCCCUGGGCCUUGGCCUUGGCCACCCAGUCUUCCAUAUGUGGAAGAGAUGAAUAUUUCUCCAAAUUUUUCGGAGGUCUGACACUUUUUGUUGUUUUUACUUAGCUUAGGAGGAGCCACCCACUGGGACGUGUUAAGCAGAGGCGGACAAACUGGACUGAGAAAGUUAAAGGUUCUGCCACGCAUAUCAUUUUAGCUGUGCUUUCAGCAGUCAUCUGGUCUGGGCCAUAUGUGACCUUCUGCUCACAUGGCAUUUCCAGUGGCGAUCCUACAAUGAUUUGCGCCCAUGCAAUACCCCCUCCAGCGACCCGCUCCGUGGCCCUGCCCUAUCGAGACAAAAAAGCCAAAAUGAGGAAAAGGCGAUUAUAUUGUAAUUCUGACAUAAAAAUAUAGAACAACCAGGCUAUCGCAGUACCAGUGAUAAUUCCUUCAUCUAGCCCAGAUCAGCUGGAUGAGCAGAUCGGUUGGAGCAACGUACAUGUAUGUGGCGGGACUUUUAUACUUUCUAAACACAGGAUGUCUGCCUCUGAACGUGAGGUGCUUCUAGGAUGUUCCUGUUCAACGUGUGAAGUUGGAUGUGCACCCCGAAACCCCACCCCACCUCCUCCCUCAUCCAUCCCUCUAACCAUCCCUCCAUCUAUCCUUCCCUCUCUCCCAAGUGGGCGAGCUUUCCAUCCACCCAUCCAUCCCUCCAGCAACCCUCUCUCCCAAAUGGACUAGCUUCCUUUCCAAUGCCAAAGGGAUUGAACAGACAAGGGACUUAGAGUUUUGAAUGAAGAGACAGUGGCGUCCUCGAUCAGCUGUGGAUAUCACAUACACAAAGUUAUCGGCAUACAUGAAGAAGAGGAUGAGCGAGAAACCCUCAGGGCGCUGUGUCAUAGCAAAGUCUAUUUUUUAUACAUGUAGUCCAUGUUGUAAAGAGAAGAGAAGAACUCCUGGGAGUGGCUUGGGUUGUUUUCAAGUCCUCAGGAGGAAUAUUCUGUGUUUGUUUUUGUUUUUUUAUUGAUUAUGAGCACUGAUGACUGUUGUAUACCAAAGAGUUGAUGCUAUUCCUUUUUUGUUUUUGUUUUUGUUUGUUUGUUUUUUUUAAAUGCUACUAUAAUGCAGUGCUAGAGUGAACACUUUUGAAGGAUGAGGAUGAUGUAUACACUAUUCAGUAUUGCUCCCCCACUCACUACCCUACACAGUAAAUUCUGCAGUGCUCAUUUAACACUUAGAGAGUUGAUUUGAGUCCAUUUGGACUUAAAUGAACUCUGUAAGUGUUGAAUUAACACCACAACAUUUACUGUGUACCCUAGCCAAGCCCAAGACUUCAAUGAUUUGAGUUCUAGAUGUGUACACCCUUUGAUUGUAGAGUCCGAACCACCUGGACUGACAAAUGACCAUGACACAGGACAGUAAAACAACGUCUGAAAAAGAAUAGAUCACAUGAAAAGGCAAUGAAACCAGGAGUGUUGUCUUUAAAGACUUUUGAGCUGUGGAAAGGAAGAACCACAUCAGUAUUCCGGUAGCACAAUAGCAGUACGAUCUGCUGGUCUCCUCCAUAUGUUUUUACUGUGUUGAAGUCUGGAAGCGCUGCAUGCGUUUCAGCCGCUCUGCCAAGUCCUGGGUCGAACGGUGGUCAGAGAGAGGGAGACUGGCUGCCGUGGUUUAAGUUCACUGGGUGUGCAGCACAGCACGCUGAUUAAAAGCAGCACAAACACAACACUUAUUGCUGGGAUGAAUACAUUGUGCAUUUCAUUGUUGUUUUUUUGCUGUGCCUUAACACCCAUGGAAUAAAUAUUGAAACACCCGCACAGAUCCAAAUCUGAUCAAUGCAACGCACCAAACGUUGUGCCAAACUCAAAACUCUUUCACAAUCUCUCAUCGAUCUCUUUAUUGACGUUCUCUGUCAUUAUUCCUCUGAAUGAACUUGGCUUUAACGGUUAGAAAUUGAACUUUAAACAAGCUGAUGGUAUCAAACAGCAGCAGUGCGGCCUCAGUAAUAGCCGUGGAGCCGCGAUCUGUAUCAAGACAGGGCAGGAAUGCACAGAGGCCUGCAUAGUACUGUGCACAGCAAGAGGAGCUCAAUGCUGUUUGGAGAAGAUGAUGGAUAUGUCUGAAUUGAACUCAAAACAGCUAGGUCAGUUAGACCAAUGGUUCCUGUUGUUUGCAUGGGUAAAGGGGAGUGAGGACGGUGUGUGUGUGUGUGUGUGUGUGUGUGUGUGUGUGUGUGUGUG